AUGGACGCCCUUGUCCUCACGCCCUCUACUAGGUCUGUGACCCUCACAUUCGUCCCUACACCAAAGCCAGGGCCGGGUGAGGUUCUGAUCAAGGUGCAUGCGAUCGCUCUUAACCCCAUCGAUAGCCUUUACGUUCUUGAUCCUGUCGCGGAGACAGAUCGUGUGAUUGGGACAGACUUCGCUGGGACCGUUGCGGAGCUCGGCGAAGGCGUGAGGAACCGGAAGGUCGGUGACCGCGUUGCAGGCUUUGUGCAAGGAGCGUGCUCGACCAAUGAUCGCCCUGGCUGCUUCGCCGAAUACGUUGUCUCGCCUUGGGACCUCCUGUGGGCCGUACCUGCUUCAAUGCAGCCGCGUGAAGCGGCCACUGUGAGCAUGUGUGGUCUCACCGCCGCCCAGGGAGCGUUCUACCGUCUCGGCGUCCCGCUCCCGCCCGACUUUCCUACCCCGGCCAUCAAGUCGGCUUCCCCGGCACCUCUCUCGGUCAAGAACGCCACUGUGCUGGUCUACGGUGGUUCUACCAGCCUUGGCAUGUUUGCGUUGCAGCUGCUUCGCCGCGCCCUGCCGCACGCCCAGAUUAUUGCCGUUGCAUCCGCGAAACACGCCCAGUUCCUAUCAGCGUCACCAUACACCGCCGACACUGUUGUGGACUACCGCAACGAUGCGUGGCCAGAUGAUGUCCGCGCCCUGGCCCCGCAAGGCGUCGACUACGCCCUCGACUGUAUAUCGGAAGGCGCGACUGUGGAGCGCGUCCACUCCACGCUCGCUGAGCAGGCACGCCUGGCCGUGUUCCGCAGCCCCAGCGGCGGCGGCUUCCCAGCUGACCUCCGCGUGUCGCCUAUAUACGGCGCGGUUUGGGAGGGCCUCGGCCACGACGUGGGAUACAACGGCGGCGUCCUUCCCGCCGACCCUGCAGCCCGUGCUUUUGCCGUGGCUUUCGACGCCUACCUGUCUCUGCACCCGCUCGAGCCCAACCCCACGCGCCUGCUGGACGGUGGACUGGCGCGUGUCACAGCGGAGGGCUUCGCGCUGCUCGGCGGGCCGAUGGUCACGCAGAGAUCUCAGCCCAUGGUGGACGGCGUCACACUUAAACAUUUGAGUGGAGAGAAAGCUGUUUACGAGAUCGUCAUUGAGCCGUAG
Molecule: messenger RNA, 1137 nt
Organism: Cutaneotrichosporon oleaginosum
Lineage: Eukaryota; Fungi; Basidiomycota; Tremellomycetes; Trichosporonales; Trichosporonaceae
Molecular function (GO): oxidoreductase activity, acting on NAD(P)H
Source: RefSeq, a predicted model, not a curated record